Messenger RNA from Leptidea sinapis, 1246 nucleotides. RefSeq names its product nuclear pore complex protein Nup133-like (gene Nup133). Bases 88 to 1041 code for a protein of 317 amino acids. Gene Ontology annotation, cellular component: nuclear pore outer ring. Gene Ontology annotation, biological process: protein import into nucleus; transcription-dependent tethering of RNA polymerase II gene DNA at nuclear periphery; poly(A)+ mRNA export from nucleus. The record is from RefSeq and is a predicted model, not a curated record. NCBI's taxonomy places the organism in Eukaryota, Metazoa, Arthropoda, Insecta, Lepidoptera, Pieridae. The transcript has 8 exons. Gene Ontology annotation, molecular function: structural constituent of nuclear pore; protein binding.
GUUAAAUUCUCUUUGAUGCGGAUAACGGAAAGCCGGCGCUAAGUUUAUGUUUUGAUUAUUUUUAGGGACUUCAAAUUAUAAAUUAAAAUGGAUUUUAACAAUUCUGGUGGAAUGAGGAGCCCGUUUUCGCCUCGCGUAAGACAAUCAAUUGCAGGAAGACGACCCGGUUUGUCAUCGGCUAAAAAGAAUCAGGGGAAACUAACUAGUUCUGCCCAGUACUGCGGAGAUGUUAUUUAUAAAACAUCUCUUAAUAUAAUUGAAACUUAUGGAGCACCACUGCCUGUGAUGGUGACAGAAGCACUUACUUUUGCAAGUGGUGAUGUGAGUGUAAGCAUGUCACCCUGCGGUUGGUGCUGGGUGGUAACAGGCCGCAGAGUUCUUGCGUGGCCUCGUGAGACAUCAGGGACAUCAUCGGGACCCACAUCAGCCAGGGAACUUAUAUUACCACAGACUGAUCUAGCCCACAAAGCAGAUCUUGUUCUAAUAUUUUACGAAGAUAACUCCCAGGCAAUGCCAGCUUGUGUUGGUGUUUCCCCUGAAGGUGUAGUCCGAUACUGGGCUUCUGUAGGCCAAGAGGGUGCUUACAGUGAAGUCCCGUGUGAGCUGGCUGGCCAGGAGUGUGACCGCUUGGUGUCUAGGACAGAUGAUGAAGGAGUGGCUGUAGGCUCUUUACUUUUAGCCACUACUACUUGCACACUUGUCAGACUUCAAACUUCACGUGAGGGUCGACCCACUGUGACUUGUCAAACAUUGCGUCCACCGAGCGGCUGGCUUGGUGGUAUUGGACGUCGUGUGUCUCUUCUGUUCUUCGGAGCUAUGCCUUCUCACGCCGCUGCCGAUACUAAACUAGUCGGCGUUGUGAUCCUGGCGGGAGUCCAGACCAGCCAGAACGAAGAGGGCGUGGAUGGGGAGGUCGAGAGUGAGGAGUGUGUAUGCCUGGUGGCAGGCGGGCCGCUAUUGCAGCUGUGGUGCGGACCAGAGCUUCAUGAGCACCACCUCCGUCGCCCGCUGUCAGAGGCCCUGGUGAGAGCGGGGCGGUAGAAGUGACUGCAGUGGACGUGCAAGCGGCGCCGGGAGAACCGCGGGCGCUGCUCGCACUGCUGCAACUGCCUGCACCUGGCGUGCACGACGUGCGAUACGCGCUUGCUCACAUCAGCGUAGAGCGCGUCGCCAGCCCGCUCGUGGUGAGCGUGUGCGGCGUGGGCUGGCCGCGGGACGCCCCCUCCCCCCGCCUGCUGCCGCUGCC